UCAAAACAGGAAGUAGAAACCAGAAUUUAGCUUAUGAUGGGUAUUUUUUUUUUGUUACUUUGUACAUUCAGUAUUCAGGUUGAGUUUUUAGACACUGAAACAAAGCCCUUUCCUAGAACCAAAGAGUAAACUGGCUGUUACGUUUACUGCACAGUUAGCUGUUAUGCUAAGUCGGUUAGCUUUAAAAUCUUCUUUCCAUACAAUAAAAGGAGCCGAGGCUCGAUGAGUAUCCGAGCGUUAUGGGUUGUCACCCAUGAAAGGGGUGAAUCUGUAAAAGUGCAGUUUUCCAGGCGGUACCCCUCAGUGGAGUUUCGUGCUAAAGCCUUUGCUGAAGCUCACUAUGUGUCUGUUCCUGAGGACUGUAACAUAGCCCAGCUCCUACUGACCGAGCUGGGCCUGGCAGACCCUGACAAGCCUUACAUUGCUGCAAGGGAUGACUGUUCCCGCCAGCAGCGAUCUCCUGCACUGGAGCUCCGUGUUGGUAGCUCAGAUGCGAGUCACCUAUGGCCAGUCCUAACCAUCGUCCAGGGUGGACUAAUCCUUGCUUGUCUCCCGCUGAUCGAAGUCCCACCUGAUCCCCGACCUCCCCUUCCCAGCCUAGCUUCCGUCUCUCAGGGCUUAGCCUUGUUAUCUAGCCUACAGAGCUUCCUUUGUGGCACAGCGGGUAAACCACCAGAGCUGGAUGUGCUUGUCUCUCGCUUGGCAACCCUUCCUUCAGUAUUGAUGCAGAUUUGUCCGUUAGGGACUCCCCUGGACACUCUUCCUCUAGCUGGGAUGCUGCCUGCAGCUCUGGCUCCAGGACCUGGUGGUGCUCAGAAACAACCCGCGUGGAAAACAGGGGUUCAUCGAGGGAGAGCAGUGGUAAAUGUGGCCCUCACAGAGACUGUGAGGUCCAUGCAGUAUGGAAACCAGAGCAAACAGGAUCUGUGGGAUGUACAUGGGACAGUAACAUGCAAAUGUGAAGUGGAGGGUGUUCUGCCCAAUGUCACAGUCACCCUCGCACUACCGCCCAAUGGCUCGCCCCUGCAGGACAUCCUUGUGCACCCCUGUGUGACAUCGCUAGAUUCCAAUAUUCUUACAGCUAGUAGUGUGGAUGGGAACGAUGGCUCAGCCUUUUCAGGGCCAUACAAAUUUCCUUUCUCUCCACCUUUGGAGCCUUUCCGACUCUGUAGUUAUACCUCCCAGGUACCUGUGCCGCCUAUUCUUGGUUCCUACCAUCUCAAGUCAGAGGAGAACCAACUCAAACUCAACGUAGUCCUCAAACUCCAUGAAAGUGUCAGAAACAGCUUUGAAUGCUGUGAAGCUCGUCUGCCAUUUUUUAACAGAAACCUCAUGGGCAAUGUGGAUAUAAAAGUGACCUCAGGACAGUUAGAGGUUUCUAAAGAGAAGAACCUGAUCGUUUGGUUUCUUGGUCAGAAAUUUCCAAAGUCACGAGAGGUAACUCUGGAAGGUACGAUUCAUUUCUCAGGGCAUCUUGCUGGACCAUCAGACCCUAUGUGUACAGAUCUCACUGCAUAUAUGAAACUUUACUUCCGAGUACCUGAUUUGACUUUAUCUGGAUGUUGUGUGGACCAGCACUCUGUACAAGUGUAUUGCUCAGCAAAGCCACGUAUCACCACGACACGAGAACUGGUGUCCUCUGAAUACUACAUCUGGAACUCCACUGGAGAUGCCCCUGUGUCUUCUGGACCUGUGAUACUGUAGCAGAAUGAUUCACUACAGUACAGAGACCUUAAUAGCUGAUAAAACACCAUGUUUGAGCUUUUUUUCCGAUCUUUUAACUGAAUUAACCCAAGGGACAAAUGAGUGACUUUAUGUCAGCAAAUAGACGGUGAAUGAAGUGUUAAAACUACUUCUGAUAUGAACUCUAAGCAUAAGAGAUGUGCAGUAGGCCAGGGAGAGUCAACCCUCUGAAGGUAUUUGUUCCAGUUUGUCCCAAAUCGACAUACCGACCCUCUACGUUUUACACGUUAGGUGCCUUCUUUGUUUAAAGAUUAUGUUCUUUGAUAAGAUUUUUCACAGAGUACAAAUUAUGCAAUAAAUAAAAAUUAAAAUAAGGCACUGACUGAAGUAAAAUAAAAUCUUUUUACACAGUU
Messenger RNA from Neoarius graeffei (lesser salmon catfish), 2096 nucleotides. It is a transcript of the gene ap5m1, whose product is annotated as adaptor related protein complex 5 subunit mu 1. The coding region runs from base 223 to 1704 and encodes 493 amino acids. The transcript has 8 exons. NCBI's taxonomy places the organism in Eukaryota, Metazoa, Chordata, Actinopteri, Siluriformes, Ariidae. Gene Ontology annotation, cellular component: lysosome; AP-type membrane coat adaptor complex; cytosol. Gene Ontology annotation, biological process: endosomal transport. The record is from RefSeq and is a predicted model, not a curated record.